Messenger RNA from Eruca vesicaria subsp. sativa (arugula), 1172 nucleotides. NCBI's taxonomy places the organism in Eukaryota, Viridiplantae, Streptophyta, Magnoliopsida, Brassicales, Brassicaceae. The record is from the annotation of a GenBank genome assembly.
UAUAUCUAAAAAAAAACCAUCAAAAUCAUUUAUCAGUUGAGAAUUCACAUGGCACACUCUCGUUUUCUUAAUCUUGUUUUAGUCUUUGUGACUGUGGCCUCCAUAUUCUCUACAUUUGCUGAGGCCAAUAGGGCAUUUGGAUGGGGUUGGGGUAAAGGCUCAAACUAUUCAAGCAGUUCAGGUUCAAGCCGGGGCUCGGGAUGGGGUUGGGGUAAAGGCUCAAACUAUUCAAGCAGUUCAGGUUCAAGCCCGGGCUCGGGAUGGGGUUGGGGCUCUAGCCGGAACGGCUCAGGAUGGGGUGCAGGCACCAACUAUUCAAGUGGUUCAGGUUCAAUCCCCGGUUCGGGAUGGGGUUGGAGUUGGGGUAAGGGCUUCAACCAUUCAAGUGGUUCAGGUUCAAAUCCAGGAUGGGGUUGGGGAUGGGGUCCUAACAACGGACAAAACUCAGGAUCUGGCAGCUCGGGUUCUGGUUGUGGUCCUAAAAAUACAAAUAGCUCAGGAUCUGGCAGCUCCGGUUCUGGCUGGGGCUGGGGAGGUCACUCAAAAGGCUAUAACGUCACUUACAAUGAACCUAGGAAGAUCAUAGUGGGCGGAGAUAAAGAGUGGACUUACGGUUUCAAUUACGCCGACUGGGCUUCAAAGACUGCUCCCUUCUUUGUCAAUGACAUACUUGUGUUCAAAUACAAUCCACCAGCACCAUUUACGCACAGUGUAUACUUGUUUUCUAACCCAUCGAGCUACGAAAAAUGCGAUGUGAAGAAAGGAAAUAUGAUAGCAUCACCAAAGCAAGGUGCUGGGAAUGGUUUUGAGCUUGUUCUUACAAAAAUGAAGCCUUACUAUAUUUCAUGCGGCGAGCACGACGGUGCUCACUGCAGCAAUGGCACUAUGAAGUUCACAGUCAUGCCUAUCCUCCCCCGUUGGUAAUUGUUUAGGUUUUAAAAGCCAACUCCAACGUCAAAAGUAUCAAACAUUAGGUUUUCAUUUCGUUGUUGUGUCGCCAAUAAAACAGUUUACCAUUAUUCACAUUUUGUUGGGAGUUGUUUCCGUUGUUGCUUUGUCUUUUUAUUUAUGAGAUCACCAUUUUUAUGUAUAUCACCAUAUUUUCCAUGGGAAAAAACUAAUGGCAGGAUUUGGUGUUUUUAUUCAAAAAUAAGAAAAAUAUUUGGGCGAAC